Spirometra erinaceieuropaei is the source of this 2430-nucleotide messenger RNA. NCBI's taxonomy places the organism in Eukaryota, Metazoa, Platyhelminthes, Cestoda, Diphyllobothriidea, Diphyllobothriidae. The record is from the annotation of a GenBank genome assembly.
AUGGGUGAUUGCAUCGUCGAGUCAGAGAGUGCUCCCGGGUCUGGUGAUAGGGUCCUGGGAGAGGACGUAACUUUUCUCCCUAAAAAAGAUAGUUUGAAAAACGGCUCGGCCCUUGUAGCUUCUGAUGAGUGUCGUCUACUCACAAAGGAUGAUUUGAUAAGACUGGACAGGGAGCAACCCGUCUGGCGUCGUAUACGUAUCGCUUUAAUUGCUCUCUUCUGGAUCAUUUGGAUCCUUCUUCUCGUCGCAUCUGUUUUGAUUAUCGUGUUCUCACCCAAAUGCCCGCCUCGGCCUACAUUGCAGUUCUGGCAAUCGAAGGUUGCAUACUGGUUAAACCCUUUCACAUUCAAGGAUUCUGACGGUGAUCUGGUCGGUGACCUUAACGGUAUUUUCCACGCUUGUGCAUUUGGCAUGCUAGAAGUAUAUAUGCUUAUUUGUUGAUGCCCUUUAAAAUUGCACUCGGCUCAGUAGGACUUUAAAAUCUUGGCCUCUUACAGGUCUUUCCGAGGCAGCGGAUUACAUCGCCGAUCGCGUUGGUGCGGGGUUCGUGAUCUUAACUCCGUUAAUGCCAUGGUAUCCUAAGCACUUGCCGGCAUUUCGACCGAAUUACGAAUCAAUUCAUCCUACCCUUGGAACCAUGAAGGACUUUACAUCACUGCUCCGAACCUUCAAGAAGAGAGGUAUAGAGACAGUCAUUUCUUUGGAUUUCAAUGGGAUUCCGACGAAUCAUGAGUGGGCUAGCCGACCCGGCUUCCUGAUCCCACAAACCUCUUCCAUGAACGUAAGUUCUUACAAUACAGUCAUUUUCGUAGCCCUCAAGAACCUUGAACGGGUCUUUGGAGAACAUCGGGAGAAAUACGUUCUACUCUACCUAUGGAAAGGGUUCCGGAAUGGUUGACCUAAAUCUUGCUUCUUCUGAUGUGUUGGAGGCCGUGAAGGUACAGUCCAAUAUCCCCUUAACUUCCUCAGGAUGUGGUCAAAUUCUGGCUGGGUAAAGGAGUUGACGGGAUUUUGCUAUCUGACGCUGCGUUCUUCGUAGAAGACAGCGCGGCAUGUGCCGCAUCAACUGAUUGGUGGUAUUCGAAAUUCCCUUCAUGCAAGCUGUUUACAAAUGGAACACUCGACGUCGUGAACGAGCUGCGUAAAGUAGUUGACGAGUUCUCUGCAUCGUUCGGACGCCCAAAGUAGGUUGUUUUUGUGCAUACAAAUGUUUCUUAGGGUGUUAAUUGCUGAUGCUGGAAACACUGGGUAUGGCGUUCGAUCUCACGAUGACUCCCUGUUUUUGGCGGGAACCGGAGAGCGACCUGGCGCGCAUAUGGUAAUCAACCGUUACUUCACCCUAAAUCGAGGAUGGUAAGUGUCAGCCUUCGUUGAUGUUGCGACUAUUCCAAAUAGGAAAUUGCUUACACAGAAUUCGCCGCUAACGGAUACAUCUAUCGGAUCGUACAUAAAAAUGAUGAACUCAACCAACGUUACCGUCGCCCUUGCGACUGCUUCUCCUUCAAUCACACCGUCCUUUGACCUAAUGUCUACCGUAGCGACUUUCCUUUUACCCGGUGAGUCAUCUCUGCAGUCCACUGACAUGCCAACAAAUAGUAUUCUUUUGCUCGAGCCGUCCCAAUAGGGUUGUUAGUCAGUUUACAUUUUCAGUCUCUAAUCGGAUUCUUUGGUUGUUGUUUUGCAGGCACGCCUAUCAUAUAUUAUGGAUCAGAGCUCGGAAUAACCCCUUCAAAUUCGGCUUUACCACCGGACGUUUUUUAUCCUUUCGGGAUUCCUCCUCAACCAAACAAUGGAACAGAUUCCACGAUAGGCAGCUCGCUACCGAUGCCGUGGGACUCCUCUGGAAAAGGAUUUUCAGCCAAUUCUUCAGUCUCUAUGUACUUUGAACAGUACUUGUCUGACAGUCACGUAGCAGAGACCGUGGAGGUCAGUAUCUCUUCAUCCUCAUUCGCUGUUUAUCUGUUUGCGCAUUUUAUACGACGUUUUAUAAACUAGGCUGUCCUGGCUGCCAAUCGGGGUCCCAACACUUUCAGUCUGACGACGUCUCUCUUGCGUCUGCGCAAAGAAUACCCCAGUUUGCAGUGGGGUCGUGUGACAGACGACAUUUCCGUGGCUAAGGUGAGCGUCAGGUCUUCACUUGCUCUGCAUGCUAACAACUUGAUUGUCAGCCUUACACAUGCUUUUCUUUAUCUGCAGCCCAAACACGUUGAGAUAUUCAAGCGCGCUGCUGAGGGUUUUCCGUCCGUCGUGACGGUUGUCUUAUCCAAGUCUAAUGUGACGGCGGUAAUCGACUUUUCUCCAGUUUGUGAGAAACUCGUGCCCAUCUUUACACAACCGCCGUCCAGUUUGAUGGAGCUUAAGAAGGAACUCUCCUCUAACGUUGUAUACCUAGAAGCACCCGUGGACUCCGUUUAUGUUUUCCAAUGUUGA